AUUAAUUAUAUAAUAGAAAAUAUUAGAUUAUUUAUCAACGAUAAUAAAUAAUCGUAGAAGCAUUAUCAUGGAAAAUUGUUUGCUGUAUGUUAUCAAUCAAAUACAUUAAGACCAGAUUUAUAAAGUCAAAUAUUGAAGCGUAGGCGUUGCAUCUAUGCACACGCUCACAACUAUAAUAUUUCUUGAUUGUAAGAUCGAAUUAAGUUCAGUAGUUUGAAAGCUAUUGUCCACGUAAGCUCGUCUUCUUCUACAAAUGCAAGAUAUCGUGAUAACUCUUAUACUCUUAUCUGUAAUAUAUAUAUAUAUAUAUAUAUAUUCGUAACGGGAAUUUUUUCUUGACAACGACGACGUGCGAUAAAACACGAAAUUAAAUAUAAAUUUUAUACAUUAUCGUGUACUCACAUGUAAAGGAGUAUUAUUACUCUUUAUAUCAAAUGAAUUCAGUACGAUUUUGUCGCGAGUUGUGGUUAUACUGUUAGAAAAAUGGAAUGCCAAUUAAUUUUACGCGAAGGUGGAAUAGAUUACGUAUUGCUUACAAAAGAUAGAUUAGAAGAUGCAUUACGUAUUCAAGCUAAUACUAUGGUCCAUGAAAAUAUUGCUAUAGGAUUGGGAAUGUUCGAGGAACCUGGUGCACCCGAGGAAAUGCAAUUGAUUUUUAAGGAAGUUGUUAAAGAUGGAAUUUCAAUAAUCGCUUUAGACAGUGACACGAAAGAAAUGGCUGGGGUGGUAUUCAAUAAGAUGCAUAUUCCUUUGAAAGAGGGAGAUGAGGAUGCACUUGGGAGAUACGUGAAUAAGAAUAUAAAGCAUCGUUCUUGUAUCGAGCUUAUUCGUUUUCUUAAUAACUUCGAAUCUAAGGUGAAUAUAUUCGAAAAAUAUGACACUGAUGCAAUAUUGGAAAUGUUUUACAUCGCAACCGAUAAAAAAUAUCGUAGACGUGGAAUCGGUCUUGGAUUAACGAAAUCUAGUUUCGCAUUAGGAAAAAUGUUGCAAAAAGGUGAGAUUAAAAAAGUUUCGAUGGGCGGGGAAAUUGUUUUGGAGAAUGCUAUACCAAAUAUAGCGAUAGCUAUUUAUUCCUCCAAUUAUUCUAUACGUAUCGGCGAAAAAUUACGUGGUGAAUGUUUAGCUGAAUUGUUAUACGAAGAUUAUACGUUUAAUGGUAAAAAAAUGUCGGAGAGGAUCGAUAGUAAUCAUAAAAGGGUUACACUAAUUGCCUUUAAAUUAUAAACGAAAAGGCACAACAUUGUUAUAUUAUAAUCAUAUUUGUGUUUUAAUGGUAAACGAUAGAUAGUUGGUUUUUGCUUUUUUUUCUUUUUUUUUUUUUUCUUUUUUUUUUCCUUUUUUCUUUCUUUUCUUAUAUCUUUAUUCUACAUCAUAUUAUUCUACUAUCCCUAACCCACUUGUUUUCAUUUCUAAUACCCAUUUUCAAAUCGAUCAUUUUAAUUUUUUUCAUAGAUAUUCAUACGUUUCUACCAUAAGUAUUGUAUCUCGUUUAGGAAGACGCCUUGUAUAUAAAUAUACGGCACUGUUGAUCGCGCGCUGGCUAAUAUAUAGUAACAUUAUUAUUAAAGCGUCAAUCUGAAAGAAGCGCAAUGGCAAUUCUUAUUUAUUUAAGUAUUAUUUUUUUUCUUCUUCUUCUUCUUCUUCUUCUUUUCUUUUUUUCUUUUUUUCCCCUCUUUCUGUCACUUAUACAUUACUUUGUAAUUAUUAUGCGAUAUGCAAGGUGGGCCGAAAGUAGUUUAGAGAUUAUUUAAAAUAUCAAUUACUCCUUUCAAAAUACAAAUAUUAUGAUAAAUAUUUCAAAUUUUGCUAUUGUGAAUUAUUUGAUUGAUCGUUAAUUUAUGAAAAAUUACAUUUUUAAUUGUGUGAAUAUAAAUGAAAAUAAUUUUAAUAUAAAAAAUAAUUAUAAUUAAGUAUAAAAGAAAAUUUCUUAUUUUGACAAAGUUUCUAAGAACUACAGUAAUUAAUUUUUCAAAUCAACCCCAAGAGAACUUUGUACAGGCCGACCCUGUAUUUCGUGCAUCUUUAAUUCGUUUUCUCAACUAUGUAUAUCGCAAAUCUAUUAACCGAAUCGCCAAUUAGCGCAUGCUAUCGAUUACAUUGACAUCGAGUAUUUUGAUCGAUUAAACGAGAAACGUUUAAAGUUCUUAGCGAGAAACCUUACAGAUAUUAUAAUACGCGAUACAUUUUUUCGUGCAUAUUAAACACAGUUGAUUUUAUUUCUUUUUAAAAUAUAAUCGUCGACUAAUAUAUUUUGUUUAUCGUUUUUUAUCAGCUAAAACAAUAAAUUCGACUAGAUCGAUAUUGAAAAUUGCAUAUAACAUCGGAAUAUAUGAAUUUGAGAAGGUUUUUAUAAAAAACAUUUAUUACGAUCUCUUUUCUUCCCUUAUAUAUGUGUGUGUGUGUGUGUAUAUAUAUAUAUCAGAGUGGUUCCAGCUAAUUUGCCUAUUGUUAAGUACGAAAACUAUAAUUUAUAAUAAAUUACAUUAUACGA
Messenger RNA from Polistes canadensis, 2491 nucleotides. RefSeq lists its product as uncharacterized. Gene Ontology annotation, molecular function: N-acetyltransferase activity. NCBI's taxonomy places the organism in Eukaryota, Metazoa, Arthropoda, Insecta, Hymenoptera, Vespidae. Bases 484 to 1224 code for a protein of 246 amino acids. The transcript has 3 exons. The record is from RefSeq and is a predicted model, not a curated record.